Messenger RNA from Ceratina calcarata, 1527 nucleotides. It is a transcript of the gene Gcat, whose product is annotated as Glycine C-acetyltransferase. The transcript has 6 exons. Gene Ontology annotation, molecular function: glycine C-acetyltransferase activity; pyridoxal phosphate binding. The record is from RefSeq and is a predicted model, not a curated record. Gene Ontology annotation, cellular component: mitochondrion. NCBI's taxonomy places the organism in Eukaryota, Metazoa, Arthropoda, Insecta, Hymenoptera, Apidae. Gene Ontology annotation, biological process: L-threonine catabolic process; biosynthetic process. Bases 108 to 1445 code for a protein of 445 amino acids.
ACAGGUUUGACCAGUUCAUUAUACUUUCUCUUACGACUUCUGCUGACUAGAACAUAGUUCAGUACGGAUCAAGAUUUACCAGAAACUGGUAAAGACGCGUCACGAAUAUGAACUCUAUAGUCAACAAAAGUAUUUCAUAUUUCCUGAUACAAUUGAAUCAUUGUCGAUACCGAAAUAUUGUUUCUAAAUGUACGACCUGUUCCUUAGUAGGUUUGACAUUUAAAAAUAGAUGUGAGAAAUGGAUGUUUCGAAGAUCUAUGAGCCUUUUAACGGAGUGUAUAGUACCGGAAUUGAAAGCUAUAGAGGCGGCUGGUACUUGGAAGAAGGAGCGCGUAAUCGCUUCCCCUCAGCGAACACGAAUCGUCCUGACGAACGGUGUAGAGGCUUUAAAUUUCUGUGCGAACAAUUAUUUAGGACUAGCGGAUAAUAAAGAAGUGAUAUCCGCUGCGAAAUUCGCUUUAGACAAAUACGGAGCCGGUUUAAGUUCCGUAAGGUUCAUAUGCGGUACACAAGAGAUUCACGUGGAACUUGAAGAGAAGAUCGCACGAUUUCACGGCAGAGAAGCUGCUAUUCUUUAUGCGUCGUGUCUCGACGCGAACGCUGGAUUAUUCGAGGCACUGUUGACAUCCGAAGACGCGGUUUUCAGUGACGAGCUCAAUCAUGCCUCGAUCAUCGACGGUAUUAGAUUGUGUAAAGCGAAGAGACACAGGUAUAAGCACCGAGACAUGGAAGACUUGGAGAACAAGUUGAAAGAUAGUAUGUCUUCGCGCUUGCGACUUAUCGCUACUGACGGUGUAUUUUCUAUGGAUGGCACCGUCGCACCUUUGUCAAAGAUACUGGAGCUCGCAAAGAAAUACAACGCUCUAACGUUCGUCGAUGACUGCCAUGCUACUGGAUUUUUUGGGAAAACUGGAAGAGGUACAGAAGAAUAUUUCGAUCAAUUGGGAAGUAUCGAUAUCAUUAAUUCUACGUUAGGCAAAGCUCUCGGUGGAGCGGCCGGUGGCUAUACGACCGGUAAAAAGGAACUGAUCGAUUUAUUAAGGCAACGCAGUAGACCGUAUUUAUUUUCAAAUUCUUUGCCGCCGCCUGUAGUCGCGUCAGCGAGCAAGGUAUUAGAUUUGAUAACAGAUUCUACCGAGUAUUUGAAUCGUCUGAGAAGCAACACCAAUUUGUUUAGAAAUACUAUGAAAAUGGCAGGUUUCACGAUCGUCGGCGACGAUCAUCCAAUCUGUCCCGUUAUGAUAGGCGAUGCGAGAUUAGCCAGCAAAUUCGCGGAUAAGAUGAUCGAGCAAGGAGUCUAUGUUAUCGGUUUUAGUUACCCCGUGGUACCGAGGGACAAAGCGAGAAUACGCGUCCAAAUCAGCGCCGCGCAUUCGGCGAACGACAUAGAACGUGCUGCGAACGCGUUUAUACACAUUGGAAAAGAAAUUGGAGUUAUUAACUGAGGUAUUUCUCGUUCGUAGAAAGUAUACUGUUCGAGUGAAAUGAUUCUACAGUAUUGAGAAGAAUAGAAUUUUGACAGAGGCA